This is a messenger RNA of Sparassis crispa, 2094 nucleotides long. RefSeq lists its product as hypothetical. NCBI's taxonomy places the organism in Eukaryota, Fungi, Basidiomycota, Agaricomycetes, Polyporales, Sparassidaceae. The record is from RefSeq and is a predicted model, not a curated record. The transcript has 12 exons. Gene Ontology annotation, biological process: DNA integration; DNA recombination. Gene Ontology annotation, molecular function: metalloendopeptidase activity; zinc ion binding; DNA binding. Bases 1 to 2094 code for a protein of 697 amino acids.
AUGUUCAUCAAGAAGGCGGCUGCGACAGGGCCCAGCAGUUGGGGUGAGCUCGGUGGAAUGGGUGAGGGCUGGGGAGUCCAGGAGGUCAUAUUCAAUGGUUGCGAAGGAGAGAAGGAGGCCCUUGGUUCACUACCUCAAUUAUACGAGUGGAAUUGGGCACAUGUGGAUACGCCAUACUUGAUGUCUGAGCAUACCACCUUCAACGACCCAUCAUCUCCCUUUGGAUGGCAUUCUUUGCCUUAUUACGUGGACCCUGUUUCCGUUGGCUUCAAACCAGAACACUGCCAGAAGUUCCGGAACACCACGACGACAUGGGGCAACAAUGUCUUCGUCCAUGAGAACUGGGAAGAGCACAACAGCUGGCUGUCCAACUAUCGCCCGGAUGCUAGCGUGGACCUGGUCUUCAAUUACACGUACGCUCCCAAGGAGACGGACCGCAUGGACUCACUCGAUGAGGCGAAGAAGUACGUCAAUGCCUCGGUCACGCAGCGUUUCUACACGUCCUUCCAGCAGCAUAAUUUCAGCCGUGGCGGUAAGGAGAGCGGUGCUGUCAUCGCCAACGUGCAGGACGGCAGCGGGUAUAACAAUGUGUCAUCUCACCACAGACAGUUGUCCACGGUCCUAAUUGGAUAUUUCCACUCCCUGCGACCUACCCGAUGUUCUACUCCCGACCGACCAACAUUCUGGCAGAAAGCUGCUGUCAACAAGACGAAGCCCAGGAAGAGCCGUCGCAUGAAGCCCCGCAAUGGCGAACCUGCAGCGGACAUGGCGACUUUGCAAACUCUGCGCGACACUGGUAAAAAAGAUUGGAUGCAGUCUAAAAGCACAAGGAACUCUUACGAUGGCUACAUUCGACGGGGGAAGGACUUUUUGUUGGAGCUUGUGGGGAAGCAGAAGGCGAGCCAUCCAGGUGGUGAAGGUGGCAUUGGAGUGGAGGAUGUGGAUGGUGAACCGGUGGACUAUGAGCAGCUGCAAGUGGCAUUUGACAACCCGCCAAACCAAUACUCUGCCCUUGCUCUUGAGCUGUUCCUGGUGGAGAAAUGUUUCAAUCAAAAUCUCGGAGAAUCGACAGGGAACUCCACGUACUCUGCAUUCAAGAAGUACUGGGAGAUGAUGGCCAAUGAGACUUACCGUGGUCCGUAUGCAUACGACAAAGCCAGUGACCAUGUUUCUGGAAACCCGGCCAUGGCGGCUCGAGUGCAAGAUCUGCGUCAUGCUAUUGAGAACAAGGCACGUUCAGGAGGAGGUUCUCGGAAUCAUGCAGAGGCGAUGACCCUGGAGAACAUGACAAAGCUAAUGAUGUGGUCAGAGCAAGCAUGCCCAUCUGAAUGGACGCAACAAGAGAUCACGGACCUGGGCACCAUGCAGGAUGUCACGAAGCAUUUGAUGAUGCGUGCAUUCAUGACAUCUGGAUUCACAAUCUGGACAAGAAAUAUUGAGCUCUGUAGCCUGCAACGGAAACAUUACACCCCAGACUGCGAAGGAAAAGCGCCCUAUCAUAUACCUCAUGACCUUGUGAAACUCGAGAAUCGAAAGGGUUGGACUCGAAAGUCAGGUGGUGAUGGUGCCUUGGUAGGCAAUGUGUAUGAGAUUUACGAGCAGAAGAAGACACCGGAGAUUGACAUGUACACUCACCUGCGCCACUGGAUAUCUUUCCUCGAGACUCAUCUUCUGAACCGAAGGCUCGGACCGGAGGAGUUCAUUUUCCCAACAAUUUCUGUGAACGGAACAGUUCAGACACAGAAAGGUAUCGAUCAUGAUGUUGUGCAAAAAUAUCUCAAUGAAUUUGCCAUGGCGGUUGGUCUCCAUGUUGAAUACUCUACGCACUGUUUUCGCCGAGGUGGGGCUCAGUACCAUUUUAUGUUCUGUCCCUUAGGAGAAAGAUGGUCUCUGAGCACUGUACGCUGGUGGGGCGGAUGGGCUGAAGGAGAAAAUGUCGACACACUUAUUCGCUAUCUACUUGAUGAGUUAAACACUUAUGAGACCACACACAGUGAUGCUCUUCACCCGCUUCCACGCGAAGCUGACCGUAGCUUCAUGGGCGAUCACAUCCUGACAGCUCCGGUCACUGCUGCAGAAAUCCCGACUACGUGA